AUGCUCCCCCAACACAGCAAUUCAUUGCUCCCCCAACACUGCAGCCCAGCGGCCGACGAACACUGCAGCCCAACACACCCCCGACACUGCAUAACCACACAGCAAUUCAAUGCUCCCUCAACACUGCAGCCAAACUCUUCCCCAACACUGCAGCCCAACGCUCCACCAACACUGCAGCCAAACUCUUCCCCAACAUUGCAGCCCAACGCUCCACCAACACUGCAGCCCACCGCUCCACCAACACUGCAGCCCAACGCUCCACCAACACUGCAGCCAAACUCUUCCCCAACACUGCAGCCCAACGUUCCACCAACACUGCAGCCCAAAGCUCCACCAACACUGCAGCCCAACUCUUCCCAAACACUGCAGCCCAACGCUCCCCCAACACUGCAGCCCAGCGGCCGACGAACACUGCAGCCCAACACACCCCCGACACUGCAUAACCACACAGCAAUUCAAUGCUCCCUCAACACUGCAGCCAAACUCUUCCCCAACAUUGCAGCCCAACGCUCCACCAACACUGCAGCCAAACUCUUCCCCAACAUUGCAGCCCAACGCUCCACCAACACUGCAGCCCACCGCUCCACCAACACUGCAGCCCAACGCUCCACCAACCCUGCAGCCAAACUCUUCCCCAACACUGCAGCCCAACGCUCCACCAACACUGCAGCCAAACUCUUCCCCAACAUUGCAGCCCAACGCUCCACCAACACUGCAGCCCACCGCUCCACCAACACUGCAGCCCAACUCUCCACCAACACUGCAGCCAAACUCUUCCCCAACACUGCAGCCCAACGUUCCACCAACACUGCAGCCCAAAGCUCCACCAACACUGCAGCCCAACUCUUCCCAAACACUGCAGCCCAACGCUCCACCAAAACUGCAGCCCACCGCUCCACCAACACUGCAGCCCAACGCUCCACCAACACUGCAGCCAAACUCUUCCCCAACACUGCAGCCCAACUCUCCACCAACACUGCAGCCAAACUCUUCCCCAACACUGCAGCCCAACCCUCCCCCAACACUGCAGACCAACACUGGACCAAGACUGCAGCCCAACACAGCAAUUCAACUCUCCCCCAAAACGGCAGCCCAACGCUCCCCAAACACUGA
Haliotis rubra (blacklip abalone) is the source of this 1113-nucleotide messenger RNA. Its product is annotated as circumsporozoite protein-like. NCBI's taxonomy places the organism in Eukaryota, Metazoa, Mollusca, Gastropoda, Lepetellida, Haliotidae. The record is from RefSeq and is a predicted model, not a curated record. The transcript has a single exon. Bases 1 to 1113 code for a protein of 370 amino acids.